UAUAUAAGUGAAAAACCUCGCAAAAUUUUUGUAUUAAUCUUGAGAUUCGUUUGUUGAGCAGUUGUUGAGUUGUAGUUUUGUCUUCAAAAGUUAAAUCAAGAUGUCUGGACGUGGAAAAGGCGGCAAAGCUAAAGCCAAGGCGAAAACAAGGUCCAGUCGUGCUGGUCUGCAGUUUCCAGUCGGUAGGAUUCAUAGACUUUUGAGGAAAGGAAAUUACUGUGAACGUAUUGGUGGAGGGGCACCUGUUUACCUUGCGGCCGUUCUAGAAUAUUUGGCGGCAGAGGUUUUGGAAUUGGCGGGAAAUGCCGCGAGAGACAACAAGAAGAGCAGAAUUAUCCCCAGGCAUCUGCAGCUUGCUAUUCGCAAUGACGAAGAAUUGAACAAACUUUUAUCAGGUGUUACUAUUUCCCAAGGUGGUGUGCUGCCAAAUAUUCAAGCCGUACUUUUGCCGAAAAAGAGCGCGGCCGCGGCCGCCGCUGGAGGUGGAAAAGGAAAGAAGUCUUCCCAGUCGCAGGAGUAUUAAAGCUAGACAUUCAUUUCAUUGGACACUUUUAAAGUAUAUUAUGUUCUUAGCAUACCUGCGCAAGAUUGUUUGGACGUUUUUAAAUGACAGACUCCUGAUGAGGAAAUCUUUUGCAGAACUUUUUUCAUAAAUCUUAUCAUUUAGUGAGCUUUUUGGCAUGCUCGGUUUAAAUCAUCAUUUUAUUGUUGUAUUAUACUAUUAAAUAUAUAAAAUGAAAA
Molecule: messenger RNA, 741 nt
Organism: Gigantopelta aegis
Lineage: Eukaryota; Metazoa; Mollusca; Gastropoda; Neomphalida; Peltospiridae
Product: histone H2A
Exons: 1
Coding region: 101-523 (140 amino acids)
Cellular component (GO): nucleosome
Molecular function (GO): DNA binding; structural constituent of chromatin; protein heterodimerization activity
Source: RefSeq, a predicted model, not a curated record